Molecule: messenger RNA, 1417 nt
Organism: Rhipicephalus sanguineus (brown dog tick)
Lineage: Eukaryota; Metazoa; Arthropoda; Arachnida; Ixodida; Ixodidae
Exons: 6
Coding region: 1-1071 (356 amino acids)
Biological process (GO): protein processing
Cellular component (GO): plasma membrane
Molecular function (GO): metalloendopeptidase activity
Source: RefSeq, a predicted model, not a curated record
AUGCGCGCCCGAAUGCAUUCACCUUUCAUCACAGUAUGUUUUCAUCUGCUGACGACACGUUUCGCCGUCACGACUGACUCGCACACUUCCGUUUCCGGGUACACAGAAGCCACAGUAGGGCCGGCCCUGGAGUACUUUCCGGUCACUUCGACGGACACCUCCCAGCCGCAGCCAAGCGCCGGCAGCGAUCACGUGCCUCCCAAAACUUCACCCACGCUGCAGUACAUUACAGCGCCAACGGACAAAGCUGCUCCCCCGCCGGAUGGUACGAAGGACGGCCACGAGAAGCAUUCGAAGCGCAACGGCCUGGACAUCUCCGGAAGUGCACAUGGGGACAACGGGUCGCUCUUCACCCGGAGUAACACCCUCGAAGAUGACUCGUUCGUGUCGCAGUACAUACUGGCUCGACGGCACGACCUGCAGGUUCGCAGGGUGAGCCCGCCGACCCUAAGGGAGCUGUAUUCCGUGAGACACGGAUACAGUGGCGACGUGGCUUACUCGCAACGCGUGGGCGUCGUGGUGGUUCCCGGCCUGUACCAGAUGGAGCCGUACGUUUACAACUCGGACGUGCCCGCGUACUUCUCCUACGGCACGGUGGGCGCCCUCCUGGCGAGCCAGGUGGCGAAAAUUAUGCAUCCCAACUACGCUGGGGUCAGGCAAAGCGGCUCCUGGUGGGCCAGGGACACCCACGAUCGAUACUCACGCCGCAUCCGCUGCCUCGUCGACCUCCACUACCGACUUGGCUUCAAAGAUCACGUGGCUGGAUCUCCACAGGAGCAGCAGGCCACAAUGUACACCGUUGUCCAGGGGCUGCGCCUGGCGUUCGAUUCCAUGGAGGCGGACUUUCGAGACCACGCGCCCAACUACGGCGUGUUCAGUGCCUAUUGGCCCGAGGCGGUGCGCAUAUUCUUCAUGCGGUACUGCCUGCUCUGGUGCAGUGCAUCCCAGAGGCCCAACCCGCUGACGCCGCGCGAGAUGUGCCUCCUCCCAGUGCACAAUAUGCCGGAGUUCGCCGAAGCAUUCGGGUGCUCGAAAAGCGCGCGUUACGUCAAGGGACGCUGCCGAAUGUAGGGUUACACUUAGAAGUGGCUUACACUGGGACGGUGGGUGGGGACACACCGUGUUAUAUUUCCAAUGAUGAAUCUUUUAUUUGCGCAGAUCUCUUCAGAAAUACUGUUUUACUUGUUGAAAUGUGUGCGGUCAUCCUACAUAUUCAUCGUGUCGUGGUAAUAUCAGUGUGUUUUGUUGUCUGAUGCACGCUUCAUGAGGAUCGUGUACACUUCGAUAUUGCUCGCGUCUUGGCCUCUAAGGCUCGCUGUGUUUACGUAACCACCCUUUCAUCAGACCCGAUCAGACCAUGUCAAGAUUACGCGUUUUUCACCACCGGAUGCCAAACUCUUUAAUUCGGGAUUAAAUA